AUGGAAAUCGACCUGACAGACUCUCCAAGCGCGACAUCAGUCUCAACCCCAACCGACGGCGGCCUCCAUCUCCACAAGAGGCGUCGCACUGACGACCCCGCCUCCGACAGAGACGACAUCAGUUCAAGAACAGACCCCGAAGGCGACGAAUCCUCUCACAUCCACCACCCUUCUCUCAACGGUGGUCUUGCAUCCAUUAACAACCCUGGAGCUGAAUCUACGCGCACGGCGGUUGUUUUGAGCGAACCCCCACAAUGGCAGCGAGUCAUCGAGAAGGCUGUCAAGGCAAUUGUUUCGAUCAGGUUCAGUCAGGUCUCGGCGUUUGAUACCGAAGGCCCCGAGACAUCAGAGGCAUCAGGAUUCAUUGUCGAUGCGGAGCGUGGUUUGAUCCUCACAAACAGACAUGUUGCCUGUGCUGGACCUUUUGUUGGAGAGGCUGUCUGUCACGACCAUGAGGAGGUCGACGUCUUUCCUGUGUACAGAGAUCCCGUCCAUGACUUUGGUUUCCUGAAGUUUGACCCUUCCAAGAUCAAGUACAUGGAGGUGACUUCGAUCCCAUUGGUGCCCGAGAUGGCCAAGGUCGGCAUUGAUAUUCGCGUCGUUGGUAACGAUGCAGGAGAGAAACUGUCUAUUUUGUCUGGGUCCAUCUCUCGUCUCGACCGCAACGCCCCCGAAUACGGUGAUCUGACAUAUAACGAUUUCAACACCUUCUACCUUCAAGCCGCCUCGAGUACCAGUGGAGGAUCCAGCGGCUCACCUGUUAUUGAUAUCAACGGAAACGCUGUGGCGUUGCAAGCAGGAGGCAGUUUGAAGGCAGCUACGGAUUUCUUCCUUCCUUUGGAUCGUGUUCGUCGCGCAUUAACCUUUAUUCAGGAGGGCAUGCCUGUGGCCCGUGGCACCAUCCAGACACAGUUUCUGUACCGACCCUUUGACGAGACGCGCCGUCUUGGAUUGAGCCAGGAGACAGAGGCUUUGGUCCGUGCGAGCUUCCCUGAGGAGAUUGGAAUGUUGGUUGCUGAGACUGUUUUGCCCAAGGGACCCGCUUCUAGCUUCUUGGAGGAAGGAGAUAUCCUUGUUUCGAUUAACGGAGAGCUGAUCACCAAGUUUGUGCCAUUGGAGGACUGUUUGGAUCGCAACGUGGGCAAGGAGGUCGAGAUUCUUGCCGAGCGCGGCGGCGAGCAGAGAAGAGUCAAGGUCACCGUUCAGGAUCUUCACAGUAUCACACCCGAUCGCUAUGUCGAGAUCGGAGGCUCCAAGUUGAACAACCUCAGUUACCAGCUCGCCCGCAGCUUCUGUGUCCCUGUUAGCGGUGUUUAUGUCUCAGAGCCUAGCGGGAUGUUCAGAUUUGACGGACCUGACCGUGGCUGGAUCAUUUCCUCCAUCGACAACCAGACGAUUUACAAAUUGGACGACUUUAUCGAGGUCAUGCAGACGAUCCCUGAUAGAGAGCGUAUCCCCGUUGUGUAUUAUUCGAUUGGUGACGUUCACACCACCAGCGUUGCUGUUGUUCAGGUCGAGCGCCACUGGAGCCGAUUCCGGUUAGCUGUCAGGAACGACCAAACUGGAUUAUGGGACUUCACCAACUUAGGAGCACCUUUGCCACCCAAGCCUAUUGUUCCUUCGACUGUCAAGUUUUUGGAAUUGGACGAGUCUCUGGGACCAGCCAAGGAGCUGUUUAGCUGCAUGGUCAAGGUCAGCUACUACAUGCCUUGCCGCAUUGACGGCUUCCCUAAGAGCAGAAAAUACGGUGCAGGAUUAGUUGUUGAUGCGGAGCGUGGAUUGAUUGUUAUUUCGCGCAACAUUGUGCCUUUUGCCAUGGGAGACCUGAGCAUCACCAUUGCCGACUCGAUCAUUGUUCCAGGAAAGGUCGUGUACUUGCACCCAACCCACAAUUUUGCCAUCAUCUCGUACAACCCCAAGGAUGUCGGUGGCACACCCAUUCAGUCGGCCAAGAUCUCCCCUGUCAACCUUGUCCAGGGACACCAAGUCUCCCUUGUCGCCUUCAACCACAACCAGCGCCCCAUCUGCCUCAGGACUGUUGUUACCGAUAUCACCAGUGUGACCAUCCCCCACAACGGAACUCCUCGUUUCAGAGGUAUCAACUUGGAUGCUAUUACAUUGGAUACCCCUUUGGCUCAGCAGUGCUCGUCGGGUGUCUUGGCAGACAGCGAAGGCCGUGUUCAGGGAUUGUGGUUGUCGUAUCUCGGUGAGCGCAACAACUCGGGACGCGACAACGAGUACUACCUUGGACUGCACAUCUCGACCAUUAUGCCCGUCCUUCAGCCCAUGCAGGAGGGCCUUUACCCCAAGUUGCGCAACUUGAACAUUGAGGUCAUGCCCGUUCAGAUGGCUCAGGCCCGCCACAUGGGUCUCACAGAUAUUUGGGUCAAAAAGGUCGAGGAGGCCAACCCAUCUCGCCACCACAUUUUUAUGGUUCGUCGGACAGAGACCGGAUCGGUUUCGGCAUCGAUUUUGCAGGAGCUGGACUUGAUCUUGAGCAUUAACGGCAAGGUUGUUACGCGCAUGUACGAGUUGGAUGUCCAGUAUGACGCAGCGGAUUUGGACAUUGUUGUGCUGAGGAAGAAGGCUGAGGUCAAGUUGACUGUUCCUACCGAACCCAUCAGCGGACAGGGCACCAACCGGUUGGUGAUCUGGGCAGGAGCUAUGAUGCACGAGCCCCACAAGGCCGUUCUCCAGCAGAGCAAAACUUUGCCCAGUCGCGUCUAUGUCAGCGCCCGCUCCAAGGGCUCACCAUCAUACAUGUACGGCAUGGUUCCCACCAUGUGGAUCACUCACAUCAAUGGCACCCCUACCCCUGAUCUGGAUUCUUUGCUGAUCGCCGUCAAGAAGUGCCAGGACAACGCUUAUGUUCGCGUCAAAGCCAUGAGCUUUGAUAUGGUUCCCACCGUCCUCAGCAUCAAGACCAACAUGCACUACUGGCCAACAGCAGAGAUGGUCAGGGAUGAUAACGAGGAGUCUGGAUGGCGCAAGGUGGUCGAUGCUCCUGCUGCUACCGCAGCCAACGGCGAGAGCUCGACGACAGCACAGGAGGACAUGGACGAGAUUGUGGCUGUGACUGUCGAUGGAGAGGAAGUGGACAUGGAAGAUGACAACUCUGGAAACUAA
This is a messenger RNA of Linnemannia hyalina, 3126 nucleotides long. The record is from the annotation of a GenBank genome assembly. NCBI's taxonomy places the organism in Eukaryota, Fungi, Mortierellomycota, Mortierellomycetes, Mortierellales, Mortierellaceae.